Molecule: messenger RNA, 2717 nt
Organism: Amphibalanus amphitrite
Lineage: Eukaryota; Metazoa; Arthropoda; Thecostraca; Balanomorpha; Balanidae
Product: long-chain-fatty-acid--CoA ligase 1-like
Exons: 11
Coding region: 281-1903 (540 amino acids)
Biological process (GO): long-chain fatty acid metabolic process
Cellular component (GO): membrane; endoplasmic reticulum
Molecular function (GO): long-chain fatty acid-CoA ligase activity
Source: RefSeq, a predicted model, not a curated record
GCAGGGUCCGGAGCCAGUGCGAAGAUCCGCCUUCUCCCAGGCGAACUGUGAUCGGACGCAGCCGUUCCGACCUCAGGACGACACGUGUAGGACUCUGUACAAUGCCUUCAGGCGAGGCGCCAAACUGUCCAAUAAUGGCCCCUGUAUUGGCUGGAGGGAAGGCACCGGACCGUACCAGUGGCUACACUACAACGAAUCACUGCUCCGGGCACGGAACUUCGCAGCGGGACUUAUUGCCUCAGGUCUCACCCCAGGCCAGAAGACCAGUGUCGGUAUCCUGAUGCAGAACCGUCCCGAGUGGACCCUGGUGGAGCAGGGCUGCUACUGCUUCAGCAUUAUCACAGUACCGCUGUACGACGCGCUGGGGGAGGACACGUGUGCCUACGUUAUUGAUAAGACGGGUCUCUCAGUGGUCGUUGUGGACAGUGACGCCCGUUUGAGCGGCCUUUUGAACACGCGUCCCCGACGGCUGGAGAAGAUUGUCUGUACACACCAUCCAGCUCCGGAUCUACUGAAGCGAGCGGCUGAUUUGGCGGUGACGGUGGUGGGAUUCGCGGAGAUGGAAAAGGAAGGAGGAAAGGCGCAGAUUGCCGAGAAGCCGCCCCGGCCGGAGGACACGGCCACCAUUUGUUUCACGGCCGGUACCGGAGACACGCCCCGGGGCAUCGUUCUGACCCACGCCAAUGUGACGUCAUCGGUCCACGCCCUGCUGCUACAGUUAGACUCGUGUGCACCGAACAGUGGCGAUGUGCUGAUGAGCUACCUGCCGCUGGCACAUAUGCUGGAGAGGAUCUGUGAGGCGGUGCUCUUCUCCCAGGGCGGCAGUGUCGGUUACUGGAGCGGUGACCUGCACGACCUGCCGUCUGACCUCAGUGCCCUACGGCCCACCGUGGUACCCAUGGUACCGCGGCAGCUGAAUAGGCUGAAGGACAGAGCCGUGGCGUGGGCCGCCGGGAGUGGACUCAGGAGGAGGCUGCUCAAAUGGGCGCUGUCCGCCAAACAGGCGGAGGUAGAUAGGUCUAUUGUCCGCAAUGACUCGAUCUGGGACCGUCUCGUGCUCCGGCCCACCCGCGCCUCGCUCGGUGGUAGAGUGAGACUGGUGGUGGUCGGGUCAGCUCCCACCGCGCCGGCCGUACUCAACUUCGCCCGGUGUGCGCUGGGAUGUACGGUACUGGAAGGAUACGGCCAAACCGAGUGCUCGGGCGCCUGUACUCUGACUGUGCCCGGUGACAUGAGGCCGGGUCAGGUCGGGCCGCCGCUGGCCUGCUGUGAUGUGAAGCUGGUGGAUGUACCCGAUAUGGGUUAUUAUACGGUGUGCGGAGAAGGAGAGGUGUGCAUACGAGGCAGCAAUGUGUUCAAGGGCUACUUCGGUGACCCGGCUCGGACGGACGAGGUUCUGGAUAAACAGGGCUGGCUGCACACAGGGGAUAUAGGACAGUGGACCAAACACGGAACGCUGAGGAUCAUCGAUCGACGCAAACAUAUGUUCAAACUGGCGCAGGGCGAGUACGUCUCCCCGGAGCGAGUGGAGGCGGUCUACCUCCGGUCUCGCUACAUCUCCCAACUCCUGGUACACGGUGACAGUCUCAAGUCCUGCGUGGUGGCCGUCGUAGUGCCAGAGGUUGCUGAACUGAAAGCCUGGGCGGCCACGACGGGACUCAGGGGCACGCUGUCCGUCCUCUGUCAGGCACAGGCAGUGAAGGAUAUGAUAUUGGCGGAUAUGGAUCGACUCGCCACUGAGGCCAGGCUGAAGGGAUUUGAACAGGUGAAGGACAUCUACCUCCACCCGGAUCGGUUUAGCGCUCAGAACAGUCUACUGACCGCCGGACAGAAGCCACGCCGGCCCGAAAUGAGACGCUACUUCAAACCCCAGCUCGACGACCUGUAUGCCAAACUCCGCUAGUGCUGACAUCUAGUGAGAAAGGAGAGAAGCUGGUGCUUUGCAGCUUCUCUUUGGAAUUGAGUUCUCUGGAAAGAGAGAAACUGGCAGCUGUUAGAUGUGCUGAGAGUGAAAACUGACGUGGAACGGGAGAUAUUGAUGUGUGUUUUAAGCUCGGAUGGUGUUUGGUGGUGUGCUGGCAUGAAUGGUAGGGAAUUGGAACUGGCAAUGGUGGAUUGUGCUGCCACCUAGCGGGCGUUGCAAUAAACUAGCAUCACUGGAUGGUAGAGACAUCUAGCGGGGGGCGGAAGAAGCUCUUCUGUACCCUGAGUGGAAGUGCAGUGUUCUGAAAUAGUUUUUUUUCUGAAAUAGUUAGCACUUGUGAUUGUGAAUUGUGCUUAUAUCUUACGAGGGAUGAUAAAACUGGUGCGGAAUGCGGAUGCAGACUCCUCCGUGUUUUACCUAUUGAGCUUGGGAUCAGCUUGGGAGCGUGCUGACAUCUGGUGGGCGGUGAAAAACUGAUGAGUGCAUUGUGCUGACACCUAGCGGGGAGUGAGUGAAGCGGAGACCAGCCCCUUGUGCUGGCAUCUAGUGACAAACUGAGAAAACAAGGAAGUGUGGGACUGAUGAGUUGUGGUAAACCUUUUUCGCAUAUAUCUUGCAUGAUAGUAAGUUUGCCGUGGUGAAUCUUUUACAUAGUAGGUAGCCUGUCAGAACUCUGCGCUCAAAUGCUGUAUUUUACUGAUGCGUAAUCGCUGAUUGUCUUGCAAUGGGGAUAUACGACGGUUCCCAUUAGCCGGUGCUUGCUGAGCGUAGAAUAAAGUCCUGUGAAUAUGUG